Molecule: messenger RNA, 913 nt
Organism: Nipponia nippon (crested ibis)
Lineage: Eukaryota; Metazoa; Chordata; Aves; Pelecaniformes; Threskiornithidae
Source: RefSeq, a predicted model, not a curated record
GUGUUCUGUUCCAGAUCACCUGUUGCAGCCAUGAUGCCUGUUGCAACCGUGAUGCCUGAUGACACACCGAUGUUUGACCCAAAUAUUCUGCAUGAACUUGACUGGAGUGAGAACACGACGACAUUUUCUCCUGCCAUUUCUCCUUUAGAUCCAGGGGAUGGCCUAGUUUUGAGACCACUUUGCACAGCUGAUUUAAAUCGAGGCUUUUUUAAGGUUCUGGGUCAGCUGACUGAAACUGGAGUUGCAAGCCCAGAGCAGUUUAUCAAAACCUUUGAGCACAUGAAGAGAUCGGGAGAUUACUACGUUACUGUCGUAGAAGACACAAAUCUUGGACAGAUUGUUGCUACGGCAACGCUGGUGAUAGAACAUAAGUUCACUCACUCCUGUGCAAAGAGAGGGAGGAUAGAAGAUGUCGUAGUAAGCGGCGAGUGCAGAGGAAAGCAGCUUGGUAAACUAUUAACGUCCACCCUGACGUUGCUCAGUAAGAGACUGAACUGUUACAAAAUCACGCUUGAGUGUCUGCCAAAAAACGUGGAUUUCUAUAAGAAGUUUGGCUAUUCGGUAUCUGAAGAAAACUACAUGUUUCAACGGUUCUUUAAUUAAGAACUUCUAGUCUUUUUUUUUUUUAAAGACUUGGUGGAGGAGCUUGUGCUACAAACACUCUCUUCGUGGAAAAUUUAUAUAGUUUAUUGCUGCAAAUAUAACGAUCCCUAUAAAUAAUGAACAUCAAAUGUGUAGAUCCUGCAAAAAAAAAAAAUACUGACAUUUUAGAAGGGUCCUCUGGGUUAGGAAAUCAGCGCUUAGAACUAAUUUUUACUACUGUUCAGUCUAAGUGAAGCUUUUUUGUUCUAGCUGAGUUACAAAGGACUCUCGUUAAAGGGAUGGUUUUUAACCAAAGGUAUAUAUUUUUAUC